AUGGCACAACCUUAUAGAAUUCAAGACUGCAGAAGUGGUAAGCGAAUUCAGCCACAAAGCAUAUAUGACAACAACACUGGAGUGGCACGAAAUCGUUUCAGUCGUAGAGGCGAUAAAAUCUCACGAACGACAAGUUCUAAAAAUUCGGGUCGGAGCGACGUAAUUAGAUUCAACGUUGAAGAAGCAGGAGAAACGUCGAUGAAUAGUAAUGAACCCAGCACCUACGUUCCACCCGAAAAUUCCAAUAACUCGUCUUCUCAAAAUGUCACCCAGAAUGCGAUAAAACAGCCAAAUAUUAUGGAAAAUCAAACAGAAAUUCGCCGAAGAAUUCAUUUAUACGGCCAGAUAUGUCCUCAAACUGAAGAAGAACGCAAAUAUUCACCAUCACCACGUGAAGGAUUCACAACAGAUUUGGAUAAAGAUACAAUUGUGAUUUGCUCUAGACGCAAUCAUGGAAUGGAGAAUGGGAUGUGCGUAUUAUACUGUGGUUUUGGAACAUUAUACAAAAAAGAUAGGAUUUCUUUCUGUCGAGUCUGCAAAGAAUAUAUUGCGAAAGACGAAGUUACUAGACUUUCUUUUAAUUAUCUGAAGUACAACAUUUAUUAA
This is a messenger RNA of Ambispora leptoticha, 606 nucleotides long. The record is from the annotation of a GenBank genome assembly. NCBI's taxonomy places the organism in Eukaryota, Fungi, Glomeromycota, Glomeromycetes, Archaeosporales, Ambisporaceae.